Molecule: messenger RNA, 1620 nt
Organism: Cyprinodon tularosa
Lineage: Eukaryota; Metazoa; Chordata; Actinopteri; Cyprinodontiformes; Cyprinodontidae
Exons: 5
Coding region: 281-1471 (396 amino acids)
Source: RefSeq, a predicted model, not a curated record
AUCGCGGCUCGCGUCUGGCUGAUUUGCAACCGGCUGAAGCAACAGCAGAGAAGAAGAGAAAAUGUCGCUGCCUCGCAGUCGGACCGUUCCAGGAUCAGCGGUGUUUCAGUGAAAAAAUAAACACGUCAAUUCGGUUAAAUCCUGACCUGUGUUGUCGUGUAACUCCUUUAAUAAUGUGGAAAGUCUUCCAGGACGUCUAGAUAAGUCUGAAUAAGUGGUUCCAUCCUUCUAAUCUGCUUCUGUUUGAAAGAAGACCUUUUUUUUUUUUUUUUGUAGAAGUAUGGAUCCUCCUCCCAGGGUGGUGGGUCUGGCUCCCCAAGCAAACAUGGUUUUCACUGUUGUAAAGCCGGUAAUGAGCAUCUUCCAGGUGUCUCCAGAGCACGGCAGCAGCUUAUCACAAGGCGAGAUGGGGAUGCAGGGUUUACUAGAACAUCCACUAGUCCUGCCGCAGCAGGCGCAGCGUGAGGCCCAGUUAGCCCAGAACCACAUGGAGAUGCACAGCACGCCGCCUCAGAUGGAGGUUUCUGCUCCGCUCCAGGGGGAGGGAGACGCCCACCACCAGGAGGCGCUGACUAACUCCAGCUCUAGCUCUGAUUCUAUCACCAAGAUGCCGUUUGCAGAGGUGUCUUCCCUCCUGGAUCCCAACAUGAAAGGAUCUAAGGCCCGGAAAUAUCUCAUCUCUUACGAUGAAAUCAAAAGGCGGCUGCAGGCCCCAGAGAACAUGUCCCUGCGCUCUCUGGCGGCGUACACCCGGGUCAGCAGAGGUCCGGCCAGCAAGAAAACCCUUCUGGAGUCGCUGAAUGUCCUCGGCCUGACGCCGAGCACGACUACGGCGGUAUCCUCCUCAUUCUCCAAACUCACUGAAGGUGACACCAGAGCUCUGUGUGAAGAUAUGAAAGAUUUUUCCCACGAUUACAUCGAUUACAGCAACAUGGCCAAACAACUCCUCCCUGAGACCAAUACGGUUCAACACUGGUCCAAAAUUAUUGAAACCAAGAAUCAUCUGGAGGACAUGAGGAAAAGUUUCAAGGACCCAGCAAACAGCGGCGCGUUCGAUAACGUCACCCACGGCCUCGGCCUCGGAAUGCUGGACGUUGCGCUGGACAUGAUCAUAACGGUAAUCGAUCAGCAGAUUCGCAUUUUGUCCGGCGCAGCGGCUUCAGACCCUGGCGACUCCGCUAUGCCUUCGUCCCGUCGCAUACGGAGGCGCCAACGCAAACUACGGUCAUCCGACAGCGAGAGGUCUCACAGGAUCUGUGGAGGCGUGAAGGAGACGGGGAGGAUCCUUUUAAAAAGCAAGGGGCGAGCCAGAGACGGGAAGAAGACGAGGACGGAGUCGGGAACCUCGGAAGGCGUGGAGUCCCAGGCGGGGCAGAGCAAGGCGGACGACGGGCGGAGCGAUGUCCUCACCUUGGUGUCUGUGGGUUAUGAGGCCGUCUCUAGUGGUUUGAAUCCAGCCGGAGCCGUUUGACACCGGAUCGAAUCAAAGGACUCGGACUGAUACUGCAGGACAAAACACCAGCUAGACGGGAAAUAAAGUCACCAUGACUCUACCGCAUCUCUGACUUUUUUCUGUCACCUGAACCCGUUUUAGUUAAAUAAAAUAUUAAGUCUGUUAGA